This is a messenger RNA of Archocentrus centrarchus (flier cichlid), 2092 nucleotides long. Its product is annotated as single-strand selective monofunctional uracil DNA glycosylase. The record is from RefSeq and is a predicted model, not a curated record. Gene Ontology annotation, biological process: base-excision repair. NCBI's taxonomy places the organism in Eukaryota, Metazoa, Chordata, Actinopteri, Cichliformes, Cichlidae. Gene Ontology annotation, molecular function: single-strand selective uracil DNA N-glycosylase activity; oxidized pyrimidine nucleobase lesion DNA N-glycosylase activity. The transcript is spliced from 2 exons. Bases 151 to 1014 code for a protein of 287 amino acids.
CUGACUGAAAGACGCAGAGGAAGAAAAUACACAGUCAUGUUUAGACCCUGAACAACAACAACAAAAAACUGGGUUCAGUACUUGAGCUGCAUCAAAACGCAAAGUUAAUGCUGGGGUUUUAAUGGGAGCAUAUUUAAUAAUUAAAAAAAAAUGUUAAAUGACAUCUUAUCUGGGAAUGAAACCGGCGACCUGGCUUGUGGAGACAGACAAAAGGAUGAGUCGAAGGAGCAGGGCUUUAAAGCUGCAUGCGGGAGCCCCUCUUCCAGGUUUCUGCAGGCUGAACUGGAGCUGAACGUUCACCUCGGGGGGCUCACGUUCAGCGACCCCGUCCGGUACAUCUACAACCCGCUGGAGUACGCCUGGGACACCCACCGCUGCUAUGUGGAGACGUACUGUCAGCCUGGACAAAAGAUCCUGUUUUUGGGGAUGAAUCCUGGACCUUUCGGAAUGGCACAGACAGGGGUCCCGUUUGGUGAAGUGAAGUCAGUUGUUGACUGGCUGAAGAUCACGGGGGAGGUUGGCCACCCACAAAACGAGCAUCCAAAGCGACGGAUCACGGGGCUCGCCUGCACUCAGAGUGAAGUGAGCGGUGCUCGUUUUUGGGGGUUCUUUAGAAAACUGUGCGGUGAACCUGCGCGCUUCUUCCAGUACUGCUUUGUGCACAACCUGUGCCCAUUAAUCUUCAUGAGUGACAGUGGGAAGAAUUUAACACCCCCUGAGCUCCCAGCAGCUGAACGGGAGGCCCUGCUGCGCCUGUGUGACAUUGCACUGUGCCAGGUGGUGGAGGCACUGAAUGUCUCCAUGGUGAUUGGCGUAGGAAGGGUGGCAGAGCAGCGGGCGCGGCGAGCUCUGUCUGCUGCAGGUGUCAACGUGCGAGUUGAGGGCAUCAUGCAUCCAUCGCCCAGGAACCCGCAGGCUAAUAAGGGCUGGGAGGAUAUAGCUAAAGCCAAACUGGAGGAACUUGGUGUUCUGUCCCUACUGAAUAAUACUCGAGCCAAUCAGCAUUCACCCUGACAACAGGAUCAGGACGUGCGGCGUUGAUUUAAGGCUUUGAGCCUCACUUCUUUCUUCACAGCUUCAUCUAAACAAAUGCUGCCAGCUCCAGAGAGAACAUGUAACACACUACUGCUUUCCACAACUGUUACCACAAAUGCUGUAAACACAUGUGCUCGACACCUGCAGUUGCUUCUCUGAAGAUCUGCCUUAUUUCAAGAUGAGGCUUCUGCAGUGUGGCAUUAUAGUAUAGACCCAGAAAUAUUUCUACACUAAUGUGACUGUAUGGUGCUUUGAGUGAAACCUUAGGUCAAGAUGUAUGUGAAUAUUUAAUAUUGUAGAAUUUUUAGUUUUGGGGUAUUUUUGUGCUGGUGUGUGUGUGUGUGGGUUUGUUUGUGUGUGUGUGUGUGUUAAGGCUGAUAAUUCUACAAUUGAACCCUACAGUUAAAGUUGAUGGGCCCAGCUUAUCCUAAUAUUAAUCAGCUAGUUAAGAUGUGAGCUCAGAAUUUUAAAUAUAAAGACAGUUUUAAUGGAAUGAUAUAAAUGACACUAGCAUAAUUAGAUUGGAAUAGAAAAGAUCAGAAUGGCUCUAAAUAUAAGGAAUUUCAAAAUAAAGUUAGUUGGCUACACCAGACAAAUAUCUUAAACAGUAACUGCAAGUCUGGCUUUUUUUUUUUUUUUUAAAUAUUAUAAAAAAGUUAAUUGGUGACUCUAAAAUGGCCGUAGGUGUGAAUGGUUGUAUCUCUGUGUGUUAGGCUGGUGACCUGUACAGGUGUACAGGGUGUCUCUUGCCCUGUGUCAGCUGGGAUAGCCCCCCCAAACCCUGCAGCAGAAGAGAAUGGAUGGCUGGAUGGAUAAUGGCAUAGACAGAAUUGAUCUGUAGUCAUUUUAUAGCUUGUGACUGGCAAGAGAAGGAGAUCAAAAAUGAUGUUUAAAUAUUGCAAAGAAAAAAAUACAGCUGUAUAUUGUACAUGUUGGAGUGAUAGAAAAUCACUCUUUUAUACAUUUUUUUUUUAAAUUUAUUUUUCAUUUAGUAUUUUCUGGGUCUGCACAUUUUUUUUCUUUCUGUUACUGGGCCUGUAUUUCUGUUUUCUUUUUA